Messenger RNA from Olea europaea var. sylvestris, 819 nucleotides. RefSeq names its product two-on-two hemoglobin-3-like. The transcript is spliced from 4 exons. The coding region runs from base 112 to 621 and encodes 169 amino acids. Gene Ontology annotation, molecular function: oxygen binding; heme binding; oxygen carrier activity. Lineage: Eukaryota; Viridiplantae; Streptophyta; Magnoliopsida; Lamiales; Oleaceae. Gene Ontology annotation, biological process: oxygen transport. The record is from RefSeq and is a predicted model, not a curated record.
UCCAUAUUCAGUGUGGCCCAGAAAGCUUGGCUCCCACGCGACCCCCAUAUGGCCAUAUAUAAACCCACCCCGAUUCUGCAGCGCCCAUAAGCAAAUUUCAGAAGCACAAAAAUGCAGUCACUGCAGGAGAAGGCGUCGGAGUGGAGUGGGGUGAAUCAAAAUGAUGCUUUUGCCAUUGAUCAAACCAAUCUCUACCAGAAAUUGGGCCUUCAGACCUUCAUAAACCUCUCAACCAAUUUCUACAACAGAGUUUAUGAUGAUGAAGAAGAAUGGUUUCGAUCAAUUUUUGCGAAUUCUAGAAAGGAAGAUGCUAUUCAAAAUCAAUAUGAGUUCUUCGUUCAACGAAUGGGUGGGCCUCCUCUGUACUCCCAAAGAAGAGGACACCCCGCAUUGAUUGCACGCCAUCGUCCAUUCCCCAUCACCCAUCAAGCUGCAGAGAGGUGGUUGCAUCACAUGGAACAAGCAUUGGACAACACUACAGACAUUGACUCAGACUCCAAAAUUAAAAUGAUGAACUUUUUUAGGCACACUGCAUUCUUUCUAGUAGCGGGAGAUGAGCUGAAGAACAAAAAACAGAGCAUGGCUUGUAAGCAUGCAACCAGCAAACCAGCUGCAGUGUAAAGUCCUAACACAAUUAGCUCAUUCGAUUCAUGGGGGCAAACAACAAUAAUUGGUAAUGAACUUAUGGAUACUGUGUAGGAGGGAAGUGUCCCAAGGUUUUAGAGGCAUUUAGUUAUGAGAAUAAUUAGAAAUGAAAAUAAUUCGAAAUGAACUCUAAGUUUAUAUAUUAGCAUUGUGAUGCCGUCUCUUCAUUGUUCA